CUGGUGGUCGACAGCGGGCGAAGGCGCCAACGACAAUCCAGGAUAUGGAUUCCUGAGGUUACUUCAUUCGCUUUGUGCUCUCUCGCGUUCUUGAUUCAUUCGCUUUUGUGUUCCCCCUAAACCUUUACGUUCUUGAUUCAUUCCCUUGUGGAUUGGAAGGUGAGCAGAGUAGGCGUCACCUGCUUCGCCGUGCCUCUGAUCCCGUGAUUCGCGUGCCCCCGCCCGCGUGAUCCAUCUUCGCCCGAUGCCCGCAGGUGCUCCUUCGUCCUCGCCCGCCGUCCUUUCGUCGUCCUCCCCCGCCGAGCGCUUGCUCCGCGUUCGUCAUUCUUCACUGCGUCUCGCGACCGAGACGCCCUCCCCUCCCCAACUUGCUCAGCCCUUCCGUGUGGACGUCGUUCCCCGUCGUCAUCGCUUGCAUAGCGCCUGCUUCGCUGCGUCCCGCGCCCGAGACACCUUCCCCCACCCCCUCCCCGACCUGUUGCGCCCCCUCUGUGCCCAAGACGCACCACCCCCUCCAUCACAGUCGUCCUCGCUUCCUCCCUCCAGCGUCAGCGGUCUGUCUCACUCCAUGGCAUGGAUCUGGAUGGUCCUCGUAGCGGCAGUCGUGCUCCUUUGUCGUGUUGUCCUGUGUGGCCCCGAGCGUGCAGUUCAUGCCCCUCACAGCAGCGAUAGGAGAAGCCGGAACAUGUUGCUGAUCGUCCCCCACCCUGACGACAAGUCCAUGUCGGUGGACUUACCCAAGCAGAAUAGGUGUGAUUUAGUUGUGGUGGCGAAUGGAUGGAAGGAGAAGAUAGCUUCUGGUUUGACAAUAUGUGUGGUGAUUCGAAUCCCUGUCUUUCACAUGUUUUUUUCGUUUUGUCAGUACACCAGAGGUCCUGCAGCGGGUCACAACCACUGAGAUAUUGCAGGGCAAUGACAGUCUUGGGUUGAAAUAUGUAAGCAGACAUAUAUGCCCGAUAACUUUUGACUAACAUACUAAUAUUAGAAAGAUGAGAUGUUCAUAUU
Zea mays is the source of this 1005-nucleotide messenger RNA. RefSeq lists its product as uncharacterized. The transcript has 2 exons. The coding region runs from base 245 to 898 and encodes 217 amino acids. Lineage: Eukaryota; Viridiplantae; Streptophyta; Magnoliopsida; Poales; Poaceae. The record is from RefSeq and is a predicted model, not a curated record.